GCCUUGGAUUUCCUGCGCUGCAGCUCCUUCUCCUCAGCAUGCCUGCAUCUGCGAUGAGAUCCGGUGAAACGCCUCAUCGGCCUCUGUUAAAUGCGACCGUCACCUCGCCGGGAGCCGCUGCCUCGGCCGACUUGUCAGCCCUGGGACGCAUUCCAGCCUCACUGAUGGACAGCAACCCGUCAGAAGCCCCGCUCGUCUGCUACGACUGUGGUGUUCUCAUCGGAAGGAUUGUCAACAAUGAGACGGAAGGCAGGCACACGUCGGUGUUCCUGCAGCGCGUUACCCACUGCGGACAGGACAGAGGGAGGCUUUACUGUCUUGGCUGUCUGAAGACACUUGGACGAAUCGACCACAGGCCAGACUCAGAGUCCCAUCAAUCUGAGUCGGCCGAUGACAGGAGCCGCUCCUACGUGCCCGCGCCUGUCACGUAUGGCUACCGGUUGUCGGUGGAUUGUGUGGAGAGGAAGACGCGGCCGCUGCGAAUUAUCGUUUAUGGGCUGAAGGAGGCGACUGUGAGCGAGAUGGCCUCUUGGUGGAGGAGGGCAGUGCCGACACAAGGGGGGUGGGUUGUGGAUGAGGUUGUGCUCAUGAAGGCGCAGCUUCGGGGGUUCCUUUUGGCCGAGAGAAAAACUGCUGUGGAUAUGGUGGUCAUCGUGCACCGAAACGAGGGACGGGUGAGGGAGUGAACAGAGAGAGAGAGACUCUUCAGGCGCCCCAUUCAGUCAGUGAUGGGAUGGAUGCACUGUUGGUCGUUGUGUCGUCCUUCAGCUGCUGCUGACGGACCGAAAUGGGCUGUACAACGACGUGCUGCAGGCAUGCUGGCACGCCACCAACGCCAACGUCGUCAUUAUUGUCACAAAGGUCACAAAGACGGAGCUUGUGGCGUCCCUGUCAAAUCGUUUCCUUCGCCCUUCACCUGUUCAGGUUCCCACCUCACCUGACACCCUUAACGAUUCGGCCCUCGUGGCGACGCUCGCCCACCACGCCGAUCAGCCCACCAUUGGGGCCCUCAGUGCCGCGGGCAGACUGAUCACAUACGAUCAGACGCCAUCCCAACGACAAGUAAAGAAACGACCGACACGCGACAGAUCCUACGGCUGUCGGUUUCAUUGAACGAGUCCGAUUCUUGUUUGUAGGCGGACUAUCUGUUAGAAUUCGCCCAGGAGAGUUUCUGUCGAUUACCGCUGCGGUCGUUUCCCGGGAUGCCGCCCGGGUUCCAGCCCGCACCGAGGCGGCCCCACACAUCGAGGGGAGGGGGUGCUCCGGCUGCCAAGAGACCGCCUCACCAGGCCUUCUUCCGGUGCACUCUGCUGUGACGAUGUGACGAGCGGGC
This is a messenger RNA of Vitrella brassicaformis, 1333 nucleotides long. Lineage: Eukaryota; Vitrellaceae. The record is from the annotation of a GenBank genome assembly.